GCAGACUCUUAUGCCUGGUUGGGUGAGUUGAAGGAAAUGGGGUACUCUCUAGACGAUAUAUCGCGUCUCCUCAAAGAAGAUACGGAAAACUCUCCGUGGAUCAUAAUUGAGCGCCAACGUACAAGAUCCUGUCGUAUCGAUCGCAAGUACCACAUGAAUGGAUGUGUCCAUUUUCGUGGUCAGUGGGCUUCUUCUCAGCAUGAUCCAGAGUGUAUAUCUGUCGCCUCACUUGAUGCUGAUACGGAAAGAAGAGAGAAUGUUAUUAGAGUUAUCCAAGAGUAUUGCGGACUUGCAGGUAUAUCCCCGCACUCUCAAGAUCGCUCUAAGUGGAAUGGUUCAGUCUGCUUCCAUGAAAAUCUACAGGGCUCCACAGCGAUGUACGAAAUCCGUGAAUCCAACGGGAGGUCGGUCUCAGGGCUCAUCGGUCGAAUUAGCAAUGCCUUGGCUGAUUUCUGCCACGCUGUAGGAUAUGCCCAAAAGGCGGGACUCUGCUGCAGUAGUUUCACCAUUCUGCGUAAGUUCCUCACGGAUGAUCCACCAUACCAGGCGUACGUGGAUGUUUGUCGUAUUGAAUUGGGGCUUGUUGCAUCCCUUCUUCAGCAGAUUUCCCUGGUUAAGAACCUCCUCGAUGAAAAUAUUGGCACUUCAGAAGACUUUGACAGCUGCAUGCAGCUGGUUGAAGAUAUAUUCAGUUCGAUCUGGACGAGCCCGCAGAUACUAAAUGACCGCUCUAGCGGGAUCGACAAGCGUAUGCACUUCCUGGCUUUGGCUGUGCAAUUUCUGUGUCUUGGAUUUCUCUCCUACAUUCAGGCGCAUACUGGUGCACUUAGACCAUUUUUCCUCGACCGACCCCAGAAACGCGUUGUAAUCAUCGGUACGGGGCACUCUACCCCUAGCCAUGAUUAUCCAUCUAUCGAAGCGGAACUAGUUCAGCUUACCUGCAUGGGUGAUAUGAUCAAGGAUUCCGUUCUUGCUUUCAGCUUCGCUCAU
This is a messenger RNA of Bipolaris oryzae ATCC 44560, 990 nucleotides long. RefSeq lists its product as uncharacterized. The record is from RefSeq and is a predicted model, not a curated record. The transcript has a single exon. The annotation marks the transcript as partial. NCBI's taxonomy places the organism in Eukaryota, Fungi, Ascomycota, Dothideomycetes, Pleosporales, Pleosporaceae.